Molecule: messenger RNA, 153 nt
Organism: Coccidioides immitis RS
Lineage: Eukaryota; Fungi; Ascomycota; Eurotiomycetes; Onygenales; Onygenaceae
Exons: 1
Coding region: 1-153 (50 amino acids)
Source: RefSeq, a predicted model, not a curated record
AUGAUCAUUCUGUUUACUGAACAACAGAAAAAGAAAGAUAAAGUCAAAGUUAAUUCAUCAGAACUCUUCAAGAGCAAACAAGAAAAAUUACAAGCUUUCUUGAGACAACUAUGCAUCUAUAUAAAUAUUGUUAUGAAUCCUGCAGCACAAUGA